CCAACAGCUUCCUUUUACCUCAAGGAUCAACUUCACCACUGCUACACCGUAAUUUGGAAGCUGGAAGCACAGCAAAUAUGGUGCAAGUACACUGCCCUCUCCUUUUGGUCUUUUCUACAACUCUGCGGCCUUUCUUUAUGCAUGUGCUUUUGGUUUUUGGGGGAGAGAGCUUUUGUGACUGGCCUGUGCUUUUUAAAGGCUUCCAUGAGGGGUUGGAGGGAAGAGAAAGGUGUCGGUGUGUGUGUGAGAGAGAAAGAGAAACAGCGACAGACAGAAAGAGAGCAGUGUGAGGAAAGGCUAGCUCAUCUUGCAAGCAAACUCCCAUACUAGCGUCACUAUAAAUUCUCAGCUUCUAAUUGACAUCUCUUCUCAUAGGAUAUCCCUCGUUGUUGUUCAGUUCUUCAUUGGAUCCUUUUGUAAUUUUACCAGAGAUAUUAAGCCACCCAUCAAGCAUAGAAACCUUAUCCAUCCAUUAAAAACCAGUCUUUUCUGCAUCUCCUCCUCUGUCCUCAUCACAUCAAGUUUGUUGGUUGCUUCUGUUCUGCAGGCCAAUUUUAAGAAAAAGCUGACAGGUCCUCGUCUGGGACCUCUCAGUGGCUUCCUAUAGGAAAGUAUCCAGGCCUCUCUUCUUUCUUUUCCCACAUCAAGAUCCGCAAAUCCUCCGCAGAUCUUAGAAGCUAUUUGCUCCAUAGUCAUCUCUUCCUCUCCAUUCUUUGCUUCAGAAGAUCUUCUAAAAAUUAUACACCACCAUGGGAGGCACCUUGGAGUACUUCUCUGGCUUGUUGGGCAGUGGUCACAAGCACAGGAAGAAGCAGCAGUUGCAGACUGUCGAGCUCAAGGUCAGAAUGGACUGUGAGGGCUGUGAGCUUAAGGUCAAGAAAGCCCUUUCUUCAAUGAAAGGAGUUCAAUCAGUAAACAUAAACAGGAAACAGCAGAAAGUGACUGUGGUUGGCUAUGUUGAACCAAACAAGGUGUUAAAGAAGGCUCAAUCCACAGGAAAGAAGGCUGAGAUCUGGCCAUAUGUUCCUUAUAACUCGGUCACUCACCCUUACACUGCAGGGACCUAUGACAAGAAGGCUCCCCCAGGCUAUGUUAGGAGUGUGGAGGCUGGUACAGUCUCAUCCAUCCAAGCCAGCAAACAAGAUGACCAGAUGAUCAACAUGUUCAGUGAUGACAAUCCAAACUCCUGCUCCAUUAUGUAAAGAAGUCAUCUUUCUCUCUCUCU
Elaeis guineensis (African oil palm) is the source of this 1225-nucleotide messenger RNA. Its product is annotated as heavy metal-associated isoprenylated plant protein 23. NCBI's taxonomy places the organism in Eukaryota, Viridiplantae, Streptophyta, Magnoliopsida, Arecales, Arecaceae. Gene Ontology annotation, molecular function: metal ion binding. The record is from RefSeq and is a predicted model, not a curated record.